UCAGUUGAGACGCUAAGUGUUUCUACGUUGUUAGAAUAACAUUUUCUUAGUGAUUAUUUGUCAAGAAUGGAAGUAUAUCCCAUACGUCUACAGCCAGGCGCUGAAAUAAAAUCAAGUCUUCUGCAGUUUGUUAAAGACAGGGAUCUUAAUGCUGCAUUUGUAAUUACUUGCUGUGGAAGUAUAACACAAGUGAUACUUCGAUAUGCAACGUCAGUGGAAAAUGGCAUCGUAACUCAUAAAGAAGAGAGACUGGUAGAGCCAAUGGAAAUCCUUAGCUUGACAGGAACUGUAAGUCAGGAUGGUGCUCAUUUACACACGUGUUUAGGGAGACAUGAUGGGUCAGUGGUGGGAGGUCAUGUGAUUGAUAGUAUGGUGGUGCAGACAACAGCAGAAAUAGUUGUUGGGAAUGCAGCUAGUUACAAGUUUACAAGAGUAAUGGAUUGUGCAACAGGAUAUGGUGAGCUGUGUGUGUCCAGUUGUCAUAAAAUGCAAACUGAAGGAUGUUUUACAACUGAGUAGCUAUCUAGUUAUAAUAGAUAUUAUUUAGUCUGGCAGGAGUCCAAACAGCACUUCUAUAUCAACAGCUGCAAAACCUUGAAGACAACUAGGUCAGUUAUUAAAAUAUCACGCAGAAAAAUGAAAUCUUCAAUGUAGAUGAACACCUGUAAGUAUAACUUCUAUUAUUCAAAUGGGUGCAUUUAAACUGGAUUGUACUUUCCAUUCAGAACUGCUGGAUGAUAAAUGAACAGAUAAUCCUGUUAAACAAGGCAAAAUAACUAUAAGUAUAGUGGUUUACAGGUUCAUGAUUUUGUGAAAUUUCAUCCAUUCCAGUUUGUUGGGUUUACUUGCUUGCUCCAUAGAAUGUGCAGUCGACUUGCAAAUUGGGCAGGAUGAUGCAACAUUUCUUGUAACUGUUUCGUUUGUUCAGAUGUGUAAAUUAUAAAUCUAAAGGUGGUGGUUCCAAUCCCACUGGUGGUGAAACUUUUUCUUCUCCUCUUUGAAUUAAUAAGAUAUUAACCUCAGUCAAUUUGGGUGUAUGAAAAAAAAUGUAAAGAUUCAUUUAUAAAUCCCCUUAUAAAUGGAUUGGUGUAAUAUGUCUCAGACUGAAGUAACAGAAUGAAAUAUCUCCUCCAGUAGAACCAUGACGUGGAAUGAAACUGAUGUUUGUGUUUUUUACAUUGCUCUACUGAAAUGAGUUUAGGGAACAAGGAACUGUGGAAUUUUGAGCACUUAGUGAUCAGGGAUUCACACUCCGGUUCCAAUAAGAUAAAACCAGAACAGUUGUGCAAGGAAGGAAUUAAAUUUUAUAAAGUGUGAAUGAGUAUAAUUAUUAGAAAGUGACAUUUAGUUUAUCAAAUGAUAGUGGAGGAAAAAUGAUUUGUAUCCACUACAGCAUCAGCUAUCCAAUUAGCUCAUAUGCUUUGACAUCACAACAUAACACAGGCUUGCAGCAUUUACGUGCACCUAGAAUGUACUAAGCUACAUAGUACUUUUCCAUUGCUGAAGUAUGACAUAACUACUUUACAAAGAAGAAAUAAAAAUAUCUGCCUGCCAUUAUUGUAAUAUCAUCAAGAUUGGUCCACUACUUUACAGAGAUACAAGUGGCAAACUAAUGGGAAUAACUUUUAAAUGUUUGUCUUAUUAGUGGUUGUUUAUUUCUGUGGACAAGAUAUCAAAGCUCGGAAUCGAGGCUUACACAAAAAAGAACAUUUUAGACUUGUUCACUCAUAAGUAAAUGUGCAGUAAUACAAAAUAAAGUUUCAUUACUUUGUAGGAAACGGAUACCGAGGUUUCCAACUUUCAUUCUGGUGACACUUAAUGGUGAAAAGGUAUUCCAAUCAAAAACGGUAAUGACCUAAAAAUAAGUGUAGCCGGCCAAAAUGAUUUGAGUAAUUUAAAAUUUCAGGCUAGGUGCAAAUAAAAUAAAAUUAUAAGGUAUGUCAGCUCAGAUCAUCCACUCACCACACAGUAUCAAAAGCCCACGUUGCAUAUCAAUAAACUGAAACUGAUUAUUGCUCCUAGAGACCCACAGUAGUUUACCUCUUGCUGACAUAUUUGUGUUUAGUGAAACAGUCAUGUUUUGCUUGAAUUAUAUGUUACAUUUGUAAACUUUUUCAUAAAUAAAAGCACAUGUAAACACUAAGAGAAAUGAAAUUUUGAGUGUUUGCUUUGAUUCUUAUAAAUUACUUAUUUGUAAACAGUCCUUUAAUGACCAAAUAGAAUUUGAAAGAAAGUAAUGAGGAAGAAAACUAAGAAUGAUUAAUUAUGGUGUAAUUGUAAUGUUUUGUUAAUGCCAGAUUCAUAUAUUCAUCGGAGGGAUGAAAAUUCCUCACAAAUCAGGAACUCAGGAGCCAAUCUCUGUGGCCCAAGCUCCAUAGGUGGUGGGCUGGUGUGCUUGCUUUUGUGAAUGAAUGGUGUGUGUUUCACUUUUUCAGAUGAAGGCUGUGACUGAAAGCUCAUGUAUAAGUGUCUUAAUUGUGCCUGUGUGCAACUUAGCACAUUAUCUUUACAGUAAGUAGCAAUCUGUCUUUUCCUACAAAGUUGUUAUUCAAAUGCAGUAAUGUAGCUUCAGUGUUACUCUUUCUGGCAAUCAAAUUAGGUAUCAGACUGGCACAGAUAGUAAAUUGCGAAUAUGUAUAACUCAUUGUGAAGGUGGGCCUCGUAAAACUGUAGUAGUAGUAGUAGUAGUAGUAGUAGUAGUAGUAGUAGUAACAACAAACAGUUAAGUGAAUGAUACUCAUGCAGACUGGGAAGAACUUAGAUGGUAACUCUUUGCACUAGAAAACUGCUCUUAAGAAUUAUGGCACUACUUACAUUGUUUUGAGCUGUUCUGUUUACAGUUAGCAAAUGUGUCCAAACUUAUCAAAUUUGCGAACUUUUUCCAGCCUUAAAUAAAAUGUGUGGUUCACAGUGUAAACACAGGUUAUUCAUAUUAAAUGUAAUUAAUACUUGUUAAAAUACAGGAUUUGGGAGAAUAAACUGAAUUAGGGAAAAAACAACAAAAAUAUUUGAAUUGUAUUACACAGUUUAAUGAGUGAAACUAAAAACUGGUCGGUUUUAGUUAUCAGAGUAUGUGCUAUCUGAGAAUAUUUGGCAGUGUUUGGGGGGGGGGGGGGGAAUUGAAGCCUGAAAUAUUCUGUUGUGAUUAGAAAAAUUUGUGAAGACGUAGUGGUUAAAUUGUAAUGCCUAUGAACUGGCAUUAGUGCAGAUAAGUCGUGUGGAUAUAGUGAACAGGUUUGCUAUUUUUCUGGAAAAUCUGGAAUUCUCAAGGCAUUACAUGUUAUCUGAAAAAAUAAGGGAAAUUUAAUGAAGUCUCGGGAAUUCUUUGUUUUUAAUCUAGCAUUGUAAUUUAAUUUUAUUGAGCUCUAUAAAUCACGAAUUUUAAAAUAGUCUAUAUUUCAAAGUGUGUUAACUAUAUGAAUAUUACUCCAAACUAAUUAUUGAUGUUUAAAAACUUUUGUUAAAUUACUGCUUAUUGGCUGGCACGUCUAAUCUGCGAUGAAAGAAAAAUAAUAAUUGUGAGAUGCUGCAAGCCGCCCACCCCCCUUCUCACAAUUUUUUUUAUCACAAGGAGCUUCUUAUUACAUCUUCCUCUCCAUACCUGGAAUUCCCAGGGUUUUUAGAUUGAGUAGCCACCCUGGCAAGCAAAGUAUGUUCAGUGGAGGAAGAGGGCAAAGACAAAAUGAUUGAUGAACUCAUUGUCAUGCACAACAAGACAUCAAGAUGUUGAUCUGUUGUCAUAGAAUCAGGAUAAAAUUUGCUCGACUAUACCAAUGCUUUGAUUCUCCAGUAAACGAAAACUGUAGUCAUGAAAACAAGUGAAUGAUAAAUAUAAACAUAAAAAAUUGUAUGAUUACUUCCUAAUAGUGAACUGAAAGAAGUGAUAUUAAAUUCAAUGU
Schistocerca cancellata (South American locust) is the source of this 3899-nucleotide messenger RNA. Its product is annotated as bifunctional protein GlmU-like. The record is from RefSeq and is a predicted model, not a curated record. The transcript is spliced from 2 exons. Bases 67 to 519 code for a protein of 150 amino acids. Lineage: Eukaryota; Metazoa; Arthropoda; Insecta; Orthoptera; Acrididae.